CCCCCCCACACACCCGAACGUUUGAAAUGAGCUCCCACGACAAGCGACACGGGGGUUACCGAGGAGGCGCGCAGGGGCACGGCAGACACGGCGACGGCUUCGGCGACGCCUCCGGGUUCAUGGACGAAACGGACCGGGAGGUGAGCAGCCUGACGGACCGGGCCUUCCGGAGCCUCUGCAUCGGGGAGGAGGCCGUCUACAACGACUCCUCCCCCGUCGAGCGCCACAAGGCCUUCGCCGACGAGGCGCGAAGCCACGAGGCCGUCAAAGGGAGCGCCGGGGUAACGCUCCCCCGCGGGGUCGGCGAGCCGUACGGCGGAGAAGCGGCGGGAACUUGGGGGGCCGCUCCGACGCUCCAGCGUUUCGUGACGGACGAGGCCGCGGCCAAGCAGGAGCACCACGCCCUGGCGGGCGACUGCGUGUCCCACCAUAGCAACGGCGUCAUAGAAGCCACCUGGCAGCAGAAACGGACCUCGUCUCUCAUCGGUGCGUUCGGCGCGGCGGAGUACGACGGGAACGGUGGCGUGGCGGCCGACGCCGCUGUUCUGUCACAGGAUUCCGUAUACCAGCACGGCGGCGACCCCUGGGGCGGCUCGGCCCUGCUGAGCAUCCAGAAGGAACUGUCCGAAUUCUCCUCCGUCUAUCACCAGAGCAUUAAGGGCAGUACUCUCACCCAAAACAGAAAUCACUUUCGUUCGUCCGAGGUAGCAGCUGCUCCCCAGAUACCGUCGAACGCAGAGUCCUCCGUUCCCUCCUCGACCUUCCUGAAGAGCAGCAGCAGAUGCAGUAGCAGCUUCAAGACGCCCAGCACCAGGAACUUCUUUCUCCACAGUGAAUUCAGCCCAUUCCAGACGUGGAAGGAGUACAACCGCCUCCUGUACGACAGGGAUGCCAUGCCCCACGUCCCGUCCACAAGUCAGUCCCCCAGGUGGUACGACUCCCCUUUCUACAGAGAGCUAACGGUGGCCCACAGAGCUCAGAUGGUCCAGCUGGAAGAGCAGGGGUCUCAUCGCAAACAGUACGAUAACGUUCUCCCGGCUGAGCCGCCGGCGUCUGCAGUCUGGCAGAAAGCGUCCGCCAUCGAAAAGCGGAGCGAGUCAGAGGUAAGCGUCAACUGCCCGCCGUGGAAGAGGAGGCAAGAGCCGGUGAAGAAUCAGAAUCGUCCCUGUACGGCAUCGCCCCUGAGCGACAAGCUGAGGCGAAAGGAAGACGUUCUGGUUUCCACGGGCAGGGCGUCGGCAACUAGCCUCAAGGUGCAGACGGUGGCAGACGAGCAGACGUCAAACAGCGGGACCCCGUUCAGCAUAUCCCAGCUCCUGACACCCACCAUCCACCCGAGACAGGAGACGGAAACUUCCGAAAUCCUGCAGUACGCGCUUUCUCCCAGCGUCCUCGACCCGCCGCUGUCACCCGAGUCCGAUCCCAGGCCGACCCCGGAGGUCAAACCACGCAACAAGUACAAAGCCAUGGCCUCCAGUUUGCUGUUCAACCUCAAAGACAACAGGAAAAGAGUGAAGAGCACGUACACCCCGACCAUGUUCAAGAGCACGGAAAUCGCAGAUCACAGCAAACAGCCCUCGCAGCUGGACUCUCUCACCGGUAAGGAGGGAGGCGUUGCCUCAGACACACCCCUGUCCUGGACAGGCGCACUUGUGAGAUCAAACGUAAUGGAUCUCCAGUCUGUCCACAGCCCCGUUGCCCAAAACACCAAAACGCACGCGGUCACCUACGUAAGACGCGCCGAAGGCAGCCGUUCGGACGACUAUCUGACGUUAAUCUCGCCCAAGACUGUCAGGGAAGCUUCCAGUUACCGGAGCUUCAGUCACACGCCGCAGGAGAGCGGGUCUUUCAGAGACAGGCUCGCCGAGGGCCAAGGUGGCCGGCAUGUGGACUCCAAGUCAAAUGAGACUCCUGGGAGAAAGAGACCGGACCCCUCUUCGUGGAAGGCCGGUGAGUUCGGGAGCCAACGAGAGCAGGAUACGAAAUACAAGGCUCCAGAAACACAAGGGCUACCUCAGCCGUUUCAUAAGAGAGACGUACCCACGUCGAGAGUAAACGAACAGGUGGGAAACGCAAGGACUGGAGAACAAUACGAUUAUAAACUGGAAGCAGACGCGAAUUUAGUUAAAAACAACACCAGCAACGAAAGAGGGGUCUUCCAGACAGAAAAGGUUUCCAUGAUUGGAGAUAUAGCUGCAUUGCUUGAGAGAGACAGACAGCUACUUGAAGCCCAAAGAGGGAACACUGACAGACAGAAUGCACUGGUCUCAGGAGAGAAGCACAGCUAUAAAAAUGAGUUCUUUGCUAAUACAGAAAAAGGGAACGCUAAACAAGAUUUGACAGCAAUUAAAGAAAAACAACACACUCAAAAUGAACUUUUUAGAAAAAAUGAGGAAAUUCCUCCAAGGAACCAGGUUGAAGUAUUAAGACAAAACCCGUAUGGCCCAAAUGAGGGGCUUAACAGAAGGCAGGAUUACAGACAUAUCAAUCAAGGGUUGUAUGACGCUCAAGAAAAUUACCGUGAUAAUCUGGCUGCUAGUAAGGGUCUGCAUCCCACAAGGGAGAUUCAAUAUACUCCAAAUGAAGCAUUUGGCAGAAAGGAACAGGCAAAGCAGGCAGUGCCAGUAACCAGAGAGAAUAAACCUGUGAGAAAUGAAUUUGUCGUAAAAGAACAGGAUGGCAUUUACCAAGGACAAGCAAGACAGCGUAUACCUUCAAGGACGGAUGACAGAAAUGGUGCAAAUUACACGUUUGUUAUCAACCAGCAUGAAAAAGGUCCUGCUCAGGACCUAAGCCAACGUUUACCAAAAUAUCAAAAACAUCCGAGCGUUGAGGCGUUUGCUGUCACGGACCUCAGUCCCUCUAAACAGGCGCAGGCGGCGAGCGAGAAAAAUGCCACAUCGGCCGACGAAACGGCCAACCGGGUCAAACAGGUCCUGCCUCCAGCCAGAGGCGUUAGAUAUGCACCCAUCGAGGAAUUUGCCAGAAAGGACCGCGAGCUGGAGAAGCAGAGACACACGGCUGGGACGGGCGAGGCCAAACACGAGCCGGUUAAAGUGCAGACGCUGAUUAAGCAGUACGAAGGCUCGCUGGGAGAGAGCAGGAACGGGGCCAAAGGCCUGUUCGUGACCGGAGAACUCAAAGAAAUUAAAGGGGGAGGAAUGCAAGAGCGAUACGCGAACGACGUGCUCUCCGUUACCGUACCUGAACGAGGGAAAGUGCUGCGAGUGCCGCUGGACGGCGCCGCUCCGAGCGACGCCGUGGAACACCACCGAAGGUUCAACGCUGACCCGUCUGCUGCUUCUGAAUGGGAAAGGUCUGCUAAGGAUCUGCGGCUAUCAAGACAGAGUAGACCCGUUCGCAAUGAGGCGCUUUCGCCGAAGGGGCACGAGGCGGUGCCGGCGAGAGAAAAAGCCCAAACCAGACAGGAAAUACUGACGUCAAAACUGAAAGCUCACGCCGAAAAGGAAAUAUUCGCGAUCAAAGAAAAAGGGCACGCCCAGUGGGAAGCUCACGUCACGAAACAGAAAGAAGUUUACAUGCACGGGAGCAAAGAGGGAGAGCCUCUGUCUGCAGAACGUGUUACAAAGAACGCGGUCCCGGUCGAUGGAAACCGUCUGGCUAAACAGGACUCCGUCGCUGUAAGAGAGACACACUGUAGAAACGGAGCGUCUGUCACCCAAAGAGACUCUCCAUCAGCAGAUCACAUCAAGAGUGUAAUCACUGGGGACGGAGAAAAACCUAACCUAGCCAAACCAGCUGCCACAACACGGGAGAAGGAACACUCCAGAAAUUACAUCAUUGCCAAAACGGAGAAAAUCAGCAUCCGACAGGAAGAGCUUCAGUCUAUAGCACGGGCCAAGAUCGAAGCCAUUGCGGGCAACAGAAUUCACCAGCCAAAACGAGCAGCCGAGGAGACCCACAAUGCCCAUCAAACGUCCCCGUCGAGCCGCAGCAGAGACGCCGAAAACAUUACGACUGCAGCCGGCGUGAACGUGAGCCAAGCUGAAGAGGAAGAUGCUGAUAAAAAAGAGGGUGUGCAUGCGGUCGAAGAAAGAGACAAGGUUAAAAUGGAGGGCCUUCCAGAAUCACGAGAAGACACUAGGACUCUGGGCACUGCAGUUGAGGGAACUCACGAGGCUAAAGCUCUAAAUGUUCUUCUGAACAAAGAGAUGGACAGUGUGAGCCAGGCAGCUUUCAUGUCAGCGGAACACACUGCGAAUGAACCGGAAAAGCAGCAGCUUGCAGAAGAGAUAUUUUCGAGGAGGGAGAGAGAAGGUGAUACCAGUGAUGCACCUGUAAACAAAGAAGCAGUGAGUUCCCAACAUCCAAUGGCAGAAUACAUAGAAAAUAAAGCUGCUGCAAAUCAUGAAAAACAUAGAGACGGCGCUUCGCCUGUAACAAUUGAAAAGGAACAUGCUCGUAAUUAUCUGUUUGUAAGCGAAGAAAGUGUUGCUGUUCGACCUGAAGUACCACCAUCGUUAGAACACAUUAGAGGUAAAAAUACUAUUGCAAACAAUGAAACCCGUCUGGUCAGAGAGGUCACUAGUGCAGUGGAAGAAGACCAAGAUAAAAAUGAAACUGCUGCACUGCAUGAAACCAACCAGGUUAGACUAGACUCUCUUGCUAGCACAAAGAGCGAAACAGCUGAAAAUGUUGCCCUUGGAAUCAAAAUAAGAUUGCCAGAGGAGGAAGUUCCACCAGAAACGAACGCUAAAAUGGAAGCCAUUGCUGCAAACCAGAGACAAGACUCUACAUGUGAAGUUGCAAAGGAGGACAGGGGCAGUGUUAUGCAUGAACUACCUCGAUCAUUGGAAACAGAAAAUAGGGUCAGUGAAACACUCACCAUCAGUGAAAAUCCCCCGGCUAAACCAGUAGCCGCUGCAACACGAGAGACAGAAGAUGAUAAAAACGAUGCACUUGCAGAGGAAGAGAGAAUCAGUCUUAAGCAGGACGCACCUCUGUUAGUACAACCUGGAAAUAAAACUUUCGCAGUUCAGGAAAGCGAUGUGUCUAAACGGGUAGAGAAGGAACGUGCUGAAAAUGUUGUGCAAAGCAACGAAAGAGACUUCUUGAGACAGGAAGGACCAUCAGUAGAACAUAUCAGAAUUAAGAUUAUAUCACAUGAUGAAAUCCCCCAGGUCAGUGAGAGCAUAUUUGCAAUAGAUUCUUAUUCUAAACAUCAAACUGGUAGUUUAGGGGAUAGUCAGCAGGUUAAACUUGAUUCUCUCGCAAGUAGAGAGAGAGAACAGGCUGAACAUGAUCGUCCUCGUAACACAGAGGGCCUUGGUGUCAAACAGGAAGAACUUCCACCAGUGGCACGUGUUGAAUCUGAAGUCCUUGCCAUCAGUGAAAGCCUCCAAGAUCAACCAGAACCUGAAAACAGGCACAGGGAGCAUGCUGAAAUUGAAAUUUCUCAGUCGGUAGAAAAACCAGAUAUGAAAGAGGAGAAAAAUGUGGUCAAUGAUAAUCGCCUGGUGAAACCAGAAACUGUUGCAACAAAAGAGGCCGAAUGUGACAGAAAUGAUGAACUUGCAAAGAAAGAGAAAACCAGUGUUGGAGAGGAUGCGCCUCCAUCUGUAGAACACAUUAGGAUCAAAAUUAUUCCACAUGAUGCAAACCAGCCUGUUAGCGAGAAAAUAGUUUCAGUGGAAAGCAAAAGUGUUUCAUUGCACGAAAACCACCAGUUUAAACUCGACUCUCUGCAAAGUGGAAAGAGCGAAAGUCCUGAAAACAAUGCCGCUGGAAUCCCAGAGAGAAUCAGAUUCGAGUCGGAGGAGCUUUCGCCCAAAACAAGCGCCGAGGUAAAGGCCAUUGCUGCGACCCAGAGGCAUGAGCCUGUAAAUAAGGACAGGGACACCCUGGUGCAGGAACUCCUUCAAUCGGUGGAAAAGGUAAAUGCAGCAACUGCAUUCAAUGAAAAUGGCCGGACUGAACCAGAAGCUGUUGCUCCAAGAGAGACGGAAGGUAAAAGAUGCGAUGAGGAGAGAAUCGAUGCUAGAGAGGAAGUACUUCCACCGGCGGUAUGCGUUACACAUGAAGCUGCUGCUGAGGAGGAAACGCGUGGCGAUGAGCAGGGCAUAGCUGGAAGAGGACAGAAGGACCAGGCCAAGAGCUGUGCACCUGUAAGCAAAGAAAAAGUCAGCUUCGAGCAAGAUGAACCAUCGGUAAAACACAACAGAAUUCAAAUUGUUCCGGUGGAUGAAACCCUCCAGGUGAGAGACAGCGCAGUGGCAAUAGGAGAGGAACAUUCAAUACAUGAAACCACAGAAAGGCUCCAGGCUGAGCUGGACUCUCGUGUUGGCACAACGAAUGGUAGCGCUGAAAAGAAUGCACUUGGAAGCAGAGAGAGAGUAGGCGGUGGUCAGGAAGAGUACCCAUCGCUAACGAUAAAUGAAAGCAAUGCAGUCAAAGAAAAUCAUCGCCCUGAAAAUGAGCCCGAAAGAAUGGGUAGAAAAGACGUGGUGAACCAAGCGCCUACGUCAAGGGAAGAGGGAUCGAUUAAAAACGAAACGGCUGCAGACGAUGAAACGCGCCUGCCUGAACCGGAGGUUCCUGCAACUAGGGAGACAAAAGGUGCAAAAGCAGAAUCACUCGCAAAGAAAGAGACGGUCGACCUUGGAUGGGACGUGCCGCUUUCUUUAGAAAGUCCCGAAGAGGAAGCUAUUCAGAUUAAUGAAAAUCACCCCGUUAUACUGGAGGUGCGUGAUGCUGGAGGGAAAGAGCAUGCUAAAAGUGAUGUCAGCGAGGAAACAAAUAAACGUGACACAACUGUAGAUAAAGAGAAGAAAAUGAGUGAUGGACAGGAUGAAUUUUCGUCAGUAGCGCACGUUAAAGCCGGAGUCAAAGCAAAUCACCAACCUAAACAUGAACUCGCAAGUAAGGUCACUGACAGUGUAAGAGAGGAACUACCUCAACCAACAGAGGAUGAAAAGGAAAUUACUGCAACACUUCAGAAAGGAGGUGUUGUAGUCAAUGAAAAACACAAAGGUAAACAGGAAGUACUUCCAACAAGAAAGAUCGAGUUUGCUGAAGAUGUACUAACAAACAACAAAACAGACAGUGUUAAAAGAGAGGAGAAAGUGCACAUUCAAAAGGAAACGAGUAGUUUCAACAAAAAUGAUCAAGUUUCACCAGGUGCCCCUGCUGGGAGGAGAGAACAUUCUGGAAGCUUUGAACAUGCAAAUAAAGAGGAAGUAAAUGCAGGAGAGGAAGAACGUUCAUCAACACAACUCAUUAAGACCACAGCCAUUGGAGAACUUCACCAGGCUAAACAAGACCUUGAAAAGACAGACCGAGUGAAUGUCACUCAGGAAAGGGCUCCAGCAGGGGAGAGAGAAUACCUGGGAAACAAAACCAUCGCAGUCACUGAAAAUCACUUGGCAACACGGGAAGUAAAUAUGACGGGAGAGGGAGAUGCCAAAAAUGCGGCAGUUAUGAACAAAGGAAGAGAUGGGGUCAAAGUCCACGUGCUUCCAGUAAAAGAAAAUGAACGGCCUCGCAGUGUAAGGAGUGUAACUGACAAAAUCCACCAGGCUGUGCUUGCAAACAGGAAUGGCAACAGUGACUCUCCUCCGAAAACAAAGAGUGAUAUGGACGAAUCCAUCGCGGGCGUUGAAAAUCACAAACAUAAAAAGGAAGUUCUGUCAACAAGGGAGAGGGCACAUGCUCAGAAUCAACCUAUUCUGUUUGAUGAGAAUCUCAAACUUAAACUCGAAGCUCUUGCCAGACGGCGAAAAGAAAAGGUUGAAAGAUACACCCGUGCAAACAGUGAUGGAAUGAACACCAGACAAGGGGAACACGCGUCAACGCCACACGCUAAAACCGGGACUCGUAUAGUGGACAAAAAUUACCUGGCUAAGCAUGGGCUUGUAAUUGAUGAUACAGGGCGCAUUACAUAUGGAAUCCCUUCAAGGGAAAAAGAAAACAUAAGGAAUGUGACCACUGCAGCCAGUGGAAGUCCUCUUGCUAAAAUGGAAGCAUCGGCUGUCAGCAAUAAAGAACACGGCGAGAAGGACACGCUUAUUACUGGUGAAGCUGCUGGUGUUAGACGCAGGGAACCUGUGCCGAGAGAUGGUGAACACGGUCAAAAUGAGAUGCUUGAUAUUGGGGAUCACCGGGUGAAACACACGCUCGAGAACAAACAGAUAGGCAGGAGUAAUCGUGCUCCACUACGCUCAGAAAGUAUGAGAAAUGAAUCCGCUUCAGCCAGCGACAAUGAUCAGGCUAAAAUGGAAGCGCUUGCAAUGAGCCAAAAACAAGAUACUAGAAAUUUUGGAGUAACAAAUAAAGUUGGGGACAGGGCUGUUACUUCUAAAAAUGAAACUGUUAUAGGCAGUGUAAAUCACAAGGGUAAUCAGGGCUUACUGGGAACACAAGUUGAAAAGGAUUCUGAUAGGCAUGGCCGCACAAAUACAGAAAGAAUUGAAGACAGGCAUGAUGUUGUUUCUCAGAGGGAGAAAGAAAAUUAUGAAAAGCAAGUAACAGAAAAAGAAAAGCAAAGACUAAGAAUGGAAAUGAGGUCAAAAGAGGGAGAAUACCCUAAAUCUGAGGUUUUUCCAGGCAAGAGGAGCAAUAUUAGACAGGGUGAACUUUCAGCCAGUGAAAAAGGGCCUACAAUACUGGAUUACCUCUUGGAAAAGGACAAAGAUCGCAGUACACUAAACAAAUAUGAGAUCAAAGAAAUUGACACUAUUAAACAAGAGGUACAUGCCACAAAAGGUCCCACUAAAAAGGAAGUACUUGCACUAAAGAAGGAGGAACUCAUUAAGAAUGAAGGUUUUGCACGUAGAGGAAAUGCUAUAGUAAGUAACAUGGCAACAAAGGAUAGAGAGGUUGCAGAAAACAAAGAGAGUGGAGGCAAAGAAAUUGACAGUGUUCCACCUGAAGUCCUUGUGAGGAAGUAUGAAGUCCCCGCUGAAAAUACUUUCACAGUCAGAGAUGCACACCAAACAAAACAGGUCACUAAUGAAGCAGUGGUACCCCAAAAAGAGGAUUUGUUUUCAAGACAAUACCAGAGUCUUUCUGAAAAUUUGAAAGAACACUCUGCACAUAAAGUGCUUGUAACCGAAGACCAUCCUAAACUGGAAGCCACUGCGACGACGAGUAGUUCUAAACAGGAAAUGGUUCUAACAAAAGAAAGGGAACCCAUAAGAAAGGAACUUUUUGCAGUCAAAGGAAAAGGAGAAACUGCAGUGGAUAGACUUUCAACAAAAGACACAGAUCAUACCAAAACCAAAGAACGUGCAGACAGAGGAAAAAACAGCAACAGACAAGAGGUACUUAUGGAACAAUACCAAAAUCUUUCAGAAAAUAUUUGUAUAAUCCAAGACAAAGAUCUUUCUAAAUCAGCACCAGACUCGAUGAAAGAAAAAGAGCACAGUAAACAGGUAAUAAUUUCUUCGAGAGAAGAUGCUAGACGACAGCCUCUUGCAAAAACAGGAAAUGCACAUGCUAAACCUGAGAUAUUUUCAGCCCAUGAAAACGUUCAUACGCAUCCAGAGGUUUAUGCAAUUACCGACAAGGCUAGAUAUCACAGUGGAAAAGAGGCACUAGUGUCUCCACAAAUACAAGGAUACUAUAGUAAACAUCCAAUGCCUGUCUCUGAUGAAAGAGGCAACUCGCAUACAAGAAAUGUUGUUCCCAGAGCAAAUAGCAAAACGGAAAUGGAAGCUCUUUCAAAUACUCAAAACGAAAUAAAGGAAACACUCCCACUUAGGGAAGAGGAGAGGGAGGUGAUCGCAAUGAGAGAACACAGAGCUAAAGAGAGGGCAGUUGCACGUCAAAAGCAGCAGCACUAUGAAAAGGAAGCACUUCCAAGACAGGAAUAUGCCACAUACAAAACACUCCCAAUCAAAGAAAAGACUGACAUGAGACAUGAAUUACCACCUCAGUUUGAAAAAGAGGACACCAAAAAGGAAGCACUUGCAAAUAAUCUGAAAGACAGAACAGAAAUAGCUGCUAGAAAUCAGCCAAACCGGAAUAUUGAAGGUCAAAUCAUCCAUGAACCCCACAAUCGGUAUACAGCUCCUCCCUCCCUCCCUUUGCAGGCCAAUGGUUGGAGAGGUGCUCCCAUUUCUUCUCAGCCAAUGGGUCAUAUUAAUGUGCCCUCAAGGGAGUCAUAUUUAACUGUAGGGGAUGCUUCACAAAGCCCAGAAGAAGAAUAUAAGACACAUCCCUCUUUGAGGAGCGCGCAAAGUGAAAUGGCUAAGGGCCCAGGGGAAAUGAAGGUGGUGGAAGUUAAGAGGAACAUGGGGAGACCUGGGGAAGCAUUACAGUACUAUGCCAUCAACAACCACGAGAGAAACCUGGAAACCGACAGACCAGCAACUUCAUCUCACGGUCAUGAGAGGACACCAAGGAUAGAGCCAGGUGGUUUAGUUCAUGCGGAGUUGUAUGAAGGUGGCUUGGCCCCAAGCUUAAUGGACUACACCAAGGCUCAGAUCCCAACAACGCGCUCCAACACUUCUUCACCUUCUUUGGGGAAGCCCUUAUUUAAGGUCAAGGACAACUCCCUCAGGGGAUCCCCAAUGACAAAGACAGUGAAACCGUCUUUCCAUAAGACAUUUGCAGAUGAUCAGAGGCUGGGCUCCUCCCAAGAGAACUUAAGUGUCCUGGACCAGGGCGAUGAGGAACGCGAUCACCUCAGAGAGCACGUGGAUGUUCCCGCUCUCCAUAAUACCGCAGCUGCAUCAUCACGAAUUUCCCGCUCAAGGGAACUACCAAGUCAACAUUCUCUCCCUGCUCCUGACUUCACAACUGCGAGGGCCAUACAGGCACACAACAUUCUUUCUACUCCAGAGUUCACAACGCCAAGGGAGCAACCUGCUCACAGUGUAGUCCCCACCACAGGGUUUAUAAGCGCAAGGGAGCCGAGGGGCUAUUACAGGAGAAACCGACGCCUAGAUGAGGACGGACGCAACUCGGUCAUCAGCACCAUGUCCGAGGAUUUGGAGAGCUGCGGCACCAGUACGUACUUGGAGAACCCCUGCGAAAGGCCCGAAUCGGCCUGCAGUGACCUGAGGCCUCUGGGAAAACCGCCAACGGUUCCCCCGAAAAGCGAGAAGGCCCUCCGUCGCGCCAAGAGGCUGACCACCAGGAGAAUCAAGAGGGCCGAGGUGACGGGCAACGUCGAGGGCCCGGGCCCGGGCCCGGGCCCGAGCCUGGGCUCGGUCGAACACAAGCCCCUUCGCGCAGUCGCCAGCAUGCCGUCCUCCCCCACGGAGGUGCUGGUGUCCCGCCGGCCCGCCCCCGCCCAGCCGGCCCUGCCCCAGUACUGCGUGGAGCCUGGGUACGGCCCGCGAGCCCCCAGCCUCGUGGCACAGCCCUUCCCCCUCACCCAGCGGAAGCUCCUGCAGGACCCAAACUCGGGACAGUUCUUCGUGGUCGACAUGCCCGUGCAGGUGAAGACCAAGAUGUUCUUCGACCCCGAGACGGGCAAGUACGUGCAGCUGUCCGUGCGGCAGUCGCCGGACGGGGCCCGGUCGAACGCGUCGUCCGUGGAGCUCCUGAGCCCCCCGCCGUACGUGCUGUACCCGGGGUUCCUGCCCGUGCCCGUCUCCUCCCUCCCGCCGCUCCGCUCGGCCUCACAGAUGUCUGCUCCCGCGGCGCUCAUGGAGGAUCAGGAAAAGCGCAGCGACCCCUGGAGGCAGGAGGCCGCGCGGCAGAAUUGCGGCAGGAAGCCAGAGCCGUACAUCGAGCCUGCCUACAGGUCGCGUGAUCAGCCGGUGGAAAAACCCACCCAUGGCGAUGAGAGAGGCUGCACCAGCCAACGAAACUUAAAUAUUAUACCGAUGGGUGAAUUGGAGGAUUUUGCUAUGGAAAGCGCCUGAUUUUAUUGGUGGCGGCUGACACGUGCCUUGUGUUUUUAUCAACAAAGUGACUGAAAUUCAUACAUGCACAAUAUAUAUGUAUAUACAUAAAACAGUGGCAAUAUGGCUGUAUAUCAGACUUGUUUAUAACAAAAAUAGACUUUUGUUACAAACGUUUGUUUUCCUUUUUCAUAACGUGUUUAGAACGGGAAGCUAUUUUUUAGUAUAUAUGUAAAGUUUGGUAAAUUGCAAAGUUUUCAAUUUUGAUGAACCUUUUUUUUAAAAGACAUAGUUUUUUUGUUUUUGCAAUGAACAAUAAGACUAAGCAGGACUAUUGAAAGGUGUGUACCAUUCCAUUAACCAUGUCCUCGAUAAGCGAUACUGUGGGGGAGCUUUUUUGUCACAAUUACUACAAUCCUAUUGUCCACCCCAAAAAAAAUGUUUGUUACAUUUUAACAGUUUUAACAGUCGCAUUUGAAGAAUGACUUGAAACCUUUUUUCUUCAUCCUGUUAUGCAUCAUGAUUGGUUAAUACGUGCAGAGUGCAUCUUACAGUUUUACAUAAGCCGGAUUACAUGUAGAAUGGCCAUUGACACAAACAUUACUUUGUAGAUUUUGAGUUUGAUUUUAUUUUCUGAGCGAUCUUAACUUUUUGAUGGAGUAAAUUAAUAGUUCCACAGUUGUGUUAGUUGGAAUCGGAGUGGGGCAGUUUCAGUCUUGCGGUGACCUGUACAGCUGUGGGGUCUUUCCUGAAAAAUACUUAAAAAUACCUUAACCACCUUUCCCCAAAUAAUUCUGCACUUCUUUGCCGAUAAUUUAAUAUCCUUGGCAGGAAAAAAAAAGUGUAUUUUAAUUUUUUUGACAUAAUGUGAGUGUCUUGGAUGACAAAAACAUUGCAGUGAAAAUAUUUUCAAAAAUAUUAUUUAUUGUAUUUUUAUUGAAUGUCCCUUGUGGUGCAGGUUUCAGCGUAGUAGAAAUAUGGUUCUUGAGGUUAAGACAGAGACUCAUGUCCCUUACAAGGGACAAAAAUGAAUUGCCACGUCUUAGGAGGUUAUGUGCCUUUUGGAAGUACCUCAUACAAUAAUAUUAAAAUCACCUUAAAAAGUGAUGCAUUUCCCUUUCUUUUGAAUUGCAUUUAGCAGCUGCUGGGUGGAGAAAUUCGGGCAUAACUGGGGUUCCUCUCAGGUCCUCUCCUACUAAACACCAUAAAAAUACAUUUUCUGUGACCUACAGCCUUUAAUGUACUUGGUAUAUUCACCAAGGUACGUG
This is a messenger RNA of Anguilla anguilla (European eel), 13078 nucleotides long. RefSeq lists its product as uncharacterized. The record is from RefSeq and is a predicted model, not a curated record. Lineage: Eukaryota; Metazoa; Chordata; Actinopteri; Anguilliformes; Anguillidae. Gene Ontology annotation, cellular component: Z disc. Gene Ontology annotation, biological process: positive regulation of calcineurin-NFAT signaling cascade. The coding region runs from base 27 to 11831 and encodes 3934 amino acids. The transcript has a single exon.